CGAGCCGCCGGGGAAAUGACGCUCGCUCCGGGAUGCGGCGAUGUAUUUGUCCCCGCGCGGACGGCAAACCGCUCGCAGCUCAGUUACGUCACUGGCGGCCUGCGCUCAGGUGAGUCCCUGAACGGGGAGGUCAGGCGGCUGCCUCUCUGCGGCAAGCCCGAGGACCAUUAGGCCCCACCGGCAAAUGCCUAGCUACUGCAAGGUCGGGUCUAAAGUCAGGAGGGCGAAUACGACCUAUCUCAAAUCCCUUUUAAAUUUGCAUGUAAUCAAGUAGGGUAUAUAUUGGUGACCGUUGAAAGCGAAUAUUUUGCAGGCUGUUCUUGACCUGCUGAGAUCAGUUCAGUUAUUGUUUAUCCCAUGGAGCAGAACCUUCCUUGUGAUAAAACAAACGUCGGCAAAUUGGUGAAUUCAUCCCGUGUUGUGUGGUGUGAAGCUGCACCUAUCUCUGCAUCUGAUUCAAAAACUUGGCAGAAAUCGGCUGCAUAUUCCCACGAUAGGUUUAAUUCUGUGCUUCGCUUCAGCUGAUCAAAGAGGUUAAACUAAGUUACUUAAAAGAAGAGGCUACAAUACUAGAAUUGCAAUUAAUGAAUAUCGAAAGGAAAUAAUCAGGAUGGAAGAUGCUUUUGCUGUGUUCUGUGGCCUUGCCAACAAAAAUAAUAGUCUUAAACCAAAUGAAGUGUCUUUCAUUGAAGAAAUUUGUUUCACUGAAGGUGUAAACUUCCUUGUACAUUUGGGAUUUGUACUUUGUUCUCUUGUUGGCCUUAUUGUGAUUAAGUGCAGACGGAGUUUCAUUACCACAUUUCAUAUUGAUAGUGGCUUGAGAGGCUGGAUUCAUUUUCCACGGCACACUAUUCGAUGGAUAUUAACAUUCUUCUACAUCUUUAUAUCUGCCUGUUGUUUAGGAGAUGGCAUUUUGUCACAGUUGUACUCAAAGUUUGACAGACCAUUUAUUUAUAUACCCGAUGCAGCACAACUAGUCUCUUGCCUUCUUUCAAUCAUCUACUAUGAUGUAGCUGAAAGUGCAAAUGCACCCAUGCUUUUGGUGCUCUUUAUCUUCCACUGGCCUGCUGCCUUUAGCAUUAAUGUAUUCAAGGUAUAUCAGCUAUAUUCACAGAAAUUCAUCAUCAGUGAUUUGACUUUUCUUCUAGUUUGUAUCUUGGUUUCAAUAUAUGGAUUCUUUCUCAUUCUGGAACUCAGCAUAUUUUUUAAAAAGGGUUACUUCUGUCCAGGGUAUUCCAGAGACACCCCACCUUUGGAACUACAAGACCCAGAAAACAAAUUUCACCAACCUUAUGUCAAUAUUUUGUCACAGAUUACAUACACGUGGAUUUCAUGGCUUUUAAAAAGUGGUUAUCACGAGCCAAUUAAGAUGGAAGAUCUAGGGGGACUCCCUCAGGAAGAAACUGCGCUGAAAAAUUAUGAUUUAUUAAAGAUGUGUUAUGAUAAGCAAAAGGAAAAUAAACCUUCAGGAACAGCAGGAUCGCGAGACCUAGGAAAGGUUUAUUUCAAGGCUUUUGGUGGGCCUUUCCUGAUAGCAGCAGUUUUGAAGAUUAUAGGUGACCUAGCAGGAUUAGGUGGGCCACUCUGCAUUGAUGGUAUUCUCAGAUUUGUGUCUGCUGAGUCAAAGGAAUCGGAGAAGGGAAUACAUUUUGUGAGUUUCUGGGAAUUUACUAGUAAUGGAUACGUAUUGGCAUUCCUGAUGCUGUGUACAGUUCUUCUUCAGAAUGUUUGCUUACAGAUUUCAUAUUACAUUGUUAUCCGGGAUGGAAUACACAUAAAGGCAGCUCUGCAGGCAAUGAUUUACUUGAAAGCCUUGUCAUUGCCUAUGUGGACUUUCAAUGGGGGCCAUCUGACAGUGGGCCAGAUCAUCAAUCACAUGUCAAUAGAUGCUUUUCAAAUAAUGAUGGCAGCAUUUAUGGGAUACUAUAUUAUUGCAAUUCCGAUACAGAUUAUACUGGCAGUGCUAUUACUCUAUAGCCAGUUGGGUUAUAGUGCUUUGAUUGGAGUAUCUAUCAUCGUUGUGCUCAUCCCCCUUCAGUACUUUAUCUCAAAGCGAUUUAUUUCUAUUCAGAGGAAAACAAUGGAAUAUUCAGAUGAAAGGAUCAAAAAAUCAAACGAAAUGCUGCAGAGCAUAAAGCUUUUGAAGCUUUACAGUUGGGAAGGUAUCUUUAUCAAGGCUGUUGAGAUGGCAAGGGAGAAGGAGCUGAAGUAUAUGCUGAAAGGAGCUGUUUAUGUCAUUGCAUCAUUGUUUCUCACCCAGGUGACACCUCUUUUAGCAACAAUGGUGACUUUCACCAUUUAUUCCAGUUUGAAUGGAUCGCCACUGACUGCCAACAAGGCUUUUUCAGCGCUGGCACUUUUUGAUAAAUUUAAUGCUCCGCUACUUUUGCUCCCAGUGAUUGUAAGAAUAACAGUGAAUGCAGUUGUCAGCACUUGUCGAUUAGCAUCUUUCUUUAACACUGAGGAACUGAAACAAAUGACAGCAUCCAACAUUGCAUCUAAAGAAGCAGAAUACUGCUUGACCCCUCCUGGCACAUCUGGCAAAAAUGGAAAAAUGCCUGUUGAACCUAUGCAGCCAGAAGGAAAAGAUGUUCCUGGUCAUUCUAACAACUACAAUGGUUCUUUAGCCCACUCAGACAGACCCUAUCUGGGCUCUAUACUUAAUUAUCCCAAUGGAGCAAAGCCAGAUGAAAGCAAUAUAGAUGAUGUGGAACUCCUUCCUAAAUGCAGUUUUGGCAAUGUGCUGGAGAUCCACAAUGGCUAUUUUGCAUGGGAUAGCAAUUCUGACAGAUGUAUCCUUCAGGAUAUCUCAGUAAAAAUUUCCAAAAGCAAAGUUACAGUUAUUAUAGGCAAGGUUGGAAGUGGAAAAACAUCGCUAAUAUCUGCCAUAUUAGGAGAAAUGACAGCGCUCUCCGGUCAUGUGGUGUGGGCAUCAGCCAAUCAGCCGCUAGCGUAUUCUGCACAGACAGCAUGGCUGAGGAAUGCUUCUUUACAGGAUAACAUUGUGUUUGAAGAAAGAUUUAAUGAAGAGCGUUUUCAGACUGUGAUCAAAGUCUGUGCUCUUCAGUCAGAUAUCGAUGUUUUACCAGCUGGGCGGUUCACAGAAAUUGGUGAAAAGGGUAUUAAUCUGAGUGGUGGCCAGAAACAGCGUGUUAGUGUUGCACGGGCUCUUUACUCAAGAUGCUCUGUUGUAAUACUGGAUGAUCCUUUAUCAGCCCUGGAUGCACGUGUGGGAAGUCAUGUCUUCCACCAAGGGAUCAUGGGAAUGUUAAAGAAGGAAAACAGAACAGCCAUCUUUGUAACACACAAAUUGGAAUAUGCUGAGGAAGCUGACUAUAUAAUUGUUAUGCAGGAUGGGAAGAUUGAAAUCCAGGGUACCUACCAGGACAUUUCUCAACAAAAUCCAAAUCUGAUAAAAGCUUGGAAAAGCCUGACGGCAAAAGGUGACCAUAAAGAAGAAAAGGAAACUGAAGGUGAAGUGGUAGAUGAAGUUUCAAAAAUUCAGAAAAAACCUGAUGAUAAUUUGAGUGGAAAACUGAUUCAAGAAGAGGAAAGAGAAGAAGGAUCCAUAUCCCUAAAAAUCUAUUGGCUUUAUGCCCGUGCCAUUGGCCAUUCCUUUUUGUUUUUUUUAAUUUUUGCUGUAAUAAUGAAACAAAGCUUUCUGGUAGCUGUUGAUUUCUGGCUAGCUGAUUGGUCAUCUGCAGGGAACCAUUCGGAGACGACUGCAACUCAGAAUGAAAAUGAUGUGGAAAGUGGCUUUUUGAAUUGUUACCUCUAUGGAUACAUCGGGCUGGCUUGUGCUGGAGUCUUAUUUGCAUUGUUCAGUUCCUUUGCACAUGUCAUUUCAGGUAUCCGUGCUUCAAAAUAUCUCUUCACAAAUAUGCUGCAAAACGUUACAACCCUUCCAUUAAGAUUCUUUGAAACCACACCUGUUGGAAGAAUUCUAAACAGAUUUUCAUCCGAUUUCAAGACCAUAGAUGAUCAAAUUCCCUCAAACCUGGAGCGCCUAUUGUGGCACAUUAUGAUGUGUUUAAGUGCCAUUGUGAUCAAUAUUAUCGUGACUCCGUUUUUUCUUCUUCCAGUGAUUCCCUUACUUGUUCUCUACUAUUUUCUUCAAAUGUAUUUCAGAGCAUCCUCCAGGGAACUUCAGCGGUUGGACAGCAUUACCAAAUCACCUGUGUUUUCACAUUUUUCGGAGACCCUUGGAGGUCUGACAACUAUCAGGGCAUAUAGACAUGAAGACAAGUUUUUUCAACAAAUCCUUAACAAGAUUGACUAUAACAACAUUGCUUAUUUAUAUCUGAACACAGUGAACAGGUGGUUGGGAAUACGACUGGAUUUAAUUGGAACAAGUAUUGUCUUUGCUUCAGCACUCUGCUCAUUAUUGACAACAACACUGGGCUACCUGCAAGCUGGACUCGUUGGCCUUGCUAUUGUAUAUGCUUUAAAGAUGUCUACUUAUUUGAAUUGGUGUGUCCGGGAAUUUGCAGAUAUGGAAAUGCAGAUGAAUGCCGUUGAGCGGGUGAAUCACUACUCUGCACUUCCAUCUGAACAGCAAUUUAAAGAAUCACAAAUUGACACAGGUUCAAAUCUUACCAACUGGCCACACUCUGGAGAAAUAGAGUUUAAUGAGGUCAGUGUUCGAUAUGAUGAGAAACUUGAUCCCGUUGUCCACAAACUGACACUAAAAAUUAGCCCUGGAACAAAAGUUGGAAUCUGUGGGCGAACAGGAAGUGGGAAGUCAAGCCUGACAUUAGCCCUUCUGAGAAUUAUUGACAACUUUGAAGGUUAUAUAAAAAUUGAUGGAUUAGAUAUUUCCUCAGUCACAUUGGACCAUUUGAGGAAAGCAAUCUCAAUAAUUCCUCAGGAUCCUAUUCUGUUCAAUGGCACUAUCAGAUUUAACCUGGAUCCAGACUUGGUACAUAGCGAUGAGGAAUUGUGGGAUGCUUUAGAAGUUGCACAGUUGAAACCUAUGGUCAGUGAGCUCCCAGAGGGACUGAACACCCUUGUAACGGAAGGGAGUGAAAACUUCAGCCUGGGCCAGAGACAGCUUUUCUGCAUCGCUAGAGCCCUUAUCAAGAAAUCAAAAAUUACUAUUAUGGAUGAGGCCACAGCAUCUGUUGAUAUGGAAACUGAUGCUGCUUUCCAAACUGUUGUCCACACAGCAUUCCCGAACAGUACAGUACUUAUUAUUGCUCAUCGUAUACGUACUAUUAUGGAUUGUGAGAGAGUUCUAGUUAUGGAACAAGGGAAGAUUAUAGAAGAUGGAGACCCACAAAUCCUUCAACAAAGUGAUGGUUUAUUUGCUAAAUUAGUCAAGGCAGCCAAAUGAUGGAUAGAAUCUAGAACAACUGCUAAUAUGUUGCAUGUAUCUUUUUAAAUACUAUACAGUGGGAAAUACCAGCAAGAGGAACCCUUGCCAAAAGAAGCUAUUCUAUGGAAUAGAAUACAAUGUAUUGAUGUUUUUUUAAAACACUUUAUUAUUCAUUGAAUCCAAAGUAAUUUGAGAGAAUUUCAUUUUGGUGCUUUUUGUGAAAGUGGUAUAUUAAAUUUCCCACUAUAUGGUAUGGUCCAUUAAUUUCUAGAUAUGUUUUAUUUUAAAAUAUUGUAAAUUGUCUUUAUAAAAAGACUGAACUGUAUGUAGGUAUGUCACUGAAUCUAUUUACACAUUUGUUUAUUGUGGCUAUUCCUAAAUCAAUAAGGUAAUAGUUAGCCACAGUCCAACCCAUAUUCUGUAUGUCACUUAACAGUUAGUAAAAAAGUUUAAUUUAAGAAAAAAGUCAAUUGGUAAUUUUUCUUUUAGUAUUAUGGGUGAAUAACAGAAAAACUUUGGAACUAGAUUUUUUUUUUCUACCCAGUAUAAUGAGAGCCUUUUUAUAUUUAAAAAAUGUACUAAUUAGAAAAAAGAUUUAAGUAACAAACUAGCUACUAGUAGAUUCAGAUUGGUAGUUUAUGAAAACAGUCAUGUACAUUGUUUGGCAUUGACACAAAAUUUAACGCAAGAUCAAGAAAAUAUUUUAUAAAAUCCUGUCAUUUCACUAGCUGUCUGUUGGGCUCCGAAUGGUCCAGGUUUUGCAGUGACAAUGAUGGGAAAACUGUCAAUAUUCACCAUCAUCACUCCUCUGAAACUGACAGCAACUUUGGAGUUUACAUGCAUCAGUUAAGGGUGGAAAUGCAGAAGUUGCUGUCAGUGCUUUUACAUUUCUCCAUAAGGUGUGCCUUUGGAUCCCAAUAGACUUUAAUCAAGUAGAAAUGACUGAACUGAAGAGGUUUCCCCCUUUUAUGCAAUUAGUCUUGCUAUACAAAUAUUUUAAAAUUACAGUUUCUUUUGAGAUGUAAAUGGGUUUUUAAGUUCAUAAUUACU
This is a messenger RNA of Carcharodon carcharias (great white shark), 6364 nucleotides long. RefSeq names its product ATP-binding cassette sub-family C member 9-like. Gene Ontology annotation, biological process: transmembrane transport; potassium ion transport. The record is from RefSeq and is a predicted model, not a curated record. Bases 611 to 5332 code for a protein of 1573 amino acids. Gene Ontology annotation, cellular component: membrane. The transcript has 31 exons. Gene Ontology annotation, molecular function: ATP hydrolysis activity; ABC-type transporter activity; sulfonylurea receptor activity. NCBI's taxonomy places the organism in Eukaryota, Metazoa, Chordata, Chondrichthyes, Lamniformes, Lamnidae.